Spodoptera litura is the source of this 533-nucleotide messenger RNA. RefSeq names its product chorion class A protein Ld19-like. Gene Ontology annotation, biological process: multicellular organism development; chorion-containing eggshell formation. Gene Ontology annotation, molecular function: structural constituent of egg chorion. The record is from RefSeq and is a predicted model, not a curated record. Gene Ontology annotation, cellular component: egg chorion. NCBI's taxonomy places the organism in Eukaryota, Metazoa, Arthropoda, Insecta, Lepidoptera, Noctuidae.
CCAGUUCAUCAUUCAGUUUUUAGCUCCUCGUUGAACAAACAUGUCUACCUUCGCUUUUGUGUUCCUCUGCAUCCAAGCUUGUUUGGUCCAGCAUGUGUUCAGUCAGUGCACCAGCCCCGCAGCUGUUGUGGAGGCUCCCUUCGGUCUGGCCGCUCCUGGCUUAGCUGCUCGUGGUCUGGCUGGUCCUCUUGGAUGGUCUGCUGCUGGCCUGGCUGCUAAUGGUCUUGUGGCUUCUGGACUUGCUGCUCCUGGCAUUGCUGCUCCUUUCGGUCUGGCUUCUCCUUUAGCUUAUGAUGGUCUGGCUUACCCUGGUGCUGCUCCUUACGGCGGUGCUGGUGAAGGCAACGUGGCGGUCGCUGGUGAGCUGCCAGUCGCUGGUACUACCGCCGUCGCUGGUCAGGUCCCCAUUAUGGGCGCUGUGAGCUUCGGUGGACCUGUGGGUGCUCUUGGAUCUGUGUCCAUCACUGGACAAUGUGCUUGCGGUUGCAAUGCUCCUAUUUACUACUGAGCGAAUAAAUUAUUCAUUAAUUUAA